Messenger RNA from Plenodomus lingam JN3, 2031 nucleotides. RefSeq lists its product as uncharacterized. Lineage: Eukaryota; Fungi; Ascomycota; Dothideomycetes; Pleosporales; Leptosphaeriaceae. The record is from RefSeq and is a predicted model, not a curated record.
AUGCAACUAUUGGAGUUAACGUUUGGGGCAUUGGUCGUAUUGGGGACAGGUGUGUACGAUGUUGUACUCACUCCAGAUACACGUCGAAUCACUAACUCUAUCAUAGCGUUUGCACAGGACACGAAGCGAUACUGCGAUUCUGCAACACUGAUAUGCUAUUCUAGCUGGGCUACGAACAACGGAAUCGUCUUUCGCAUCGCUUUACCUGAAGCACAGACUGCGCCAUUUGAUACGGUUCUUCAGAUAGUAUCGCCGAUCAAGAAUGGCUGGGUCGGAUUCUCUUGGGGAGGCACCAUGCCGUAUGUGCCCUUGACCAUUGGUUGGAUGAACAGCGCAGCCAACACCACUAUCUACUCAUCCAGAAUGGCAUUUGGCUUGAGUUUGCCGCAGCCUUAUGACGGUGCUGAAUACUCUUAUUUGAAGGGUACUGGAUACAACACUACUCACUGGACGCUAAAUGUACGGUGUAGGGGAUGUUCACAGUGGCAUGACGUGGAUGGGAAGUUGAUAUCCAUCGAUGGAGCAGCAUCCGCACAAAAGUUCGCUUAUGGUUUGGCCACUAAAGCACCCGCUCAACCAGCAAACAACAGAUCGACCUUCAAUGUCCACAACACUUUUGGAAAUUACAUAUUCAACCUCACCCAGGGACAGAAUGCGAAAUUUGACGCUCUGGUGGCGGCAAAUCUCAUUACAAUCACCCCACCAACCUCAAGCAGCGCUCUAGCUCCGACCUCUACCAUCAGUCCGACAUCGGUCAGCUCGGGUACAAAUACAAUAUCUACAACAACGCCUCAGCCGAUACAAACAGGCAUACCUGCUUCAUGCGAUGGAGUCCCGAACCUCGCUUUUCCCAUGAGCAUUGCAAAAGGCUGGAAAAUGGCCAAGGCGGCUGGAGGACUGACCCAACCUCGCGGGAUCAUUUUUGAUACUGCCGGGAAUCUUCUCGUGGUACAAAAUGGACUUGGGAUUACUGCGCAUAAGAUAGGCUCGAACGCAUGUUUGACGUCGUCGAAGACUAUCAUUACGCAACGCAACCUCAAUCACGGUAUGACCUUGAGCCAUGAUGGGAAGAAACUCUACGCCAGUUCUGCCACAUCCGUGUUUAGCUGGGACUACGAUGCCUCAGCAAUGAGUGUGUCAGCAAACUCUACCAUAAUAGUUACAGGUAUGGACAGUCGUGGGCACGUUACACGAACACUAGCCAUUCCGCCAAAACAUUCUGACUUAUUGCUUGUCUCGCAUGGAUCGAAUGACAACUUUGAUUAUGCGUCUGGGGACAUCAAAACCGGACGUUCAUGCGUCAAGGUCUUCAACACCACGUCGAUCCCGAAAGACGGCUAUAACUACGCAACCGGAGGCUACCAGAUGGGAUACGGCUUGCGCAACGAAGUCGGCCUAGCAUUCGAUGGAGAUGGCAUGCUUUGGGGAGUUGAGAACUCCUCUGACGAACUGCAUCGCACUAUUAACGGUGUACCUGUAGACAUACACAUCGACAACCCAGCAGAUGAGAUCAAUUACCUCGGCGACCCAUCAAAGGAGAACACAGAUUGGUACGGCUACCCAACAUGUUACACCUGUGGCGCGCCAGAUGCCAUUACCGACCGCAAAUUUUCUGUGGGCGACCAAUUCGUUUUGGAACCAAACGCCACUUUUUCAGACGAUACGUGUAAGGGACGAAGCAGGCCUGCAAAACUUACUCUACCGGCGCAUUCGGCACCGCUUGACGCGAAAUUCGAUAAGAGCUUCACGAACAUUUACGUUACCAUCCAUGGAUCUUGGAAUCGCAGUCCGCCGGUGGGAUAUAAAGUCAUCGAAGUACCCUUUGUACACGGACAGACUGGAUAUGCACCAAGAGCACCGCUCAACAGUACAAAAGGAUGGAAAGAUGUGGUUUGGAGUCCAAAUGUUGACCACUGUUCCACUACGCAGUGUUUCAGACCGGUAGCGAUUGCCCAAGAUGCAUAUGGGAGGAUGUAUAUCACGAGCGACAGUGGCGCCGAAGGCGAACUGAUUAUUCUUGGACGAGAAUAA